AUGAGCUCUAAACAACAAGGCGAUUUCACCAUGACGGUGUUGGGCUGCGGCACCAUGGGCAUCGCAAUCCUCAAUGGCAUCCUCACGUCACUGGCGGAGAUAAACGGCCCUCGACCACUUCAGUCGCCGUCGUCGGGUGUUUCAACUCCAGGAGAGGAUCGGCCACAGUCCCUUCCGUCACGGUUCAUUGCCUGCGUCAGAAGCGUCGAAAGUGCCAAGAAAGUCAAGUCCGCUCUGUGGGAGCAUUCUUCCAUCGUCAAGGUCGUGCGCAACGACAAUCUCGCUGCUGUUCAGCAAGCCGAGGUCGUUCUUCUCGGCUGCAAACCUUACAUGGUGAACACCAUCCUGGGCGAGCCCGGCAUGGCAGAUGCUCUCAAGGGCAAGCUUCUCAUUAGCGUUUGCGCCGGUAUCACCGCGGAGCAUAUGGAGAUAGCUCUUCACGGAUCGGUCCCGGCCACGAGCCCCGAUGCGGAUGGCCGCUGCCGUGUCGUCAGGGCAAUGUGCAACACGGCCGCUCUAAUCCGCGAAUCCAUGACGGUUAUUGGAAUCACUGAACCCCCGCUUCCUCCUCAUGCCAAAACCCUGGUCACAUGGAUCUUUAAGCGCGUUGGUGACGUCGUUUACUUGCCGGCUAAUAACAUGGAUGCUUGCACUGCCCUUUGCGGAUCUUCACCUGCCAUGUUUGCCCUGAUGCUCGAGGCAGCCAUUGACGGCGCCGUGGCCAUGGGUCUGCCUCGUGCUGAGGCUCAGAGAAUGGCAACCCAGUCUAUGCGAGGAACUACUGGUCUCGUGCAGAGUGGCGAGCAUCCCGCACUUCUCCGUGAGAAGGUUUGCACGCCGGGUGGGUGCACCAUAGGCGGACUCUUGGUUUUGGAAGAAGGCCGAGCGCGGGGAACGAUAUCUCGAGCUAUCCGCGAGGCCACGGUAGUUGCCAGCCAGUUGGGCAAGGGUAUUCAAGGUGUCAACGGAACCAGAUUCAAUGCGACUGGAUGA
This is a messenger RNA of Ustilaginoidea virens, 993 nucleotides long. RefSeq lists its product as uncharacterized. NCBI's taxonomy places the organism in Eukaryota, Fungi, Ascomycota, Sordariomycetes, Hypocreales, Clavicipitaceae. The transcript is spliced from 2 exons. Gene Ontology annotation, molecular function: pyrroline-5-carboxylate reductase activity. The record is from RefSeq and is a predicted model, not a curated record. Gene Ontology annotation, biological process: L-proline biosynthetic process. Bases 1 to 993 code for a protein of 330 amino acids.